CAUGCUGUUCCCGUUAAGGUUGCCAAAUACUCACCUACUGGAUUCUAUAUUGCAUCAGCUGAUUUAUAUGGAAAGAUUAGGAUAUGGGAUACAACUAGCAAGGAGCACAUUCUAAAAUAUGAAUAUCAACCUUUUGCUGGACCUGUAAAAGAUUUAGCCUGGUCUGAGGACAGUAAGCGUAUAAUUGUUGGUGGAACUGGCCGAGAAAAAUUCGGUACAGUAUUUAUGUGGGAUACCGGUUCCAGUGUUGGUGAGAUUAUGGGGAUGAGCCGGACAAUUAAUUCGGUAGAUUUAAGGAUAACCCGUCCAUAUAGAGCAGUUACUGGAAGUGAAGAUUCCGUCGUAUGCUUUUUUGCCGGCCCUCCAUUUAGGUUUAAAUUAUCCAGUACUGUAAGUAAAAAUUAUGUUUUUAUAUCUAAGAAACAUUCCAAUUUCGUAAACUGCGUUCGCUUUUCCCCGACCGGUGCUGUCUUCAUAAGUGGAGGUGCGGACGGAAGGAUAUUCGUCUACGAUGGCGACAGUGGAGAAUGCUUGUAUGAAGUCGAACCUGCUCAUAAAGGAGGUGUCUAUGGAAUAGCGUUUUCUCCUGAUGGAAAAUAUUUUAUUUCUGCUUCUGCUGACCGAUUUGUAAAAGCAUGGAACCUAGAUGGAACAGUGGUGUCCUUAAUGAGCGAAUUUAAACUUUCUGAUAACAUCAAUGAUAUGAUAGUGAGUUCAUAUUCCAUUUGA
Messenger RNA from Protopolystoma xenopodis, 729 nucleotides. NCBI's taxonomy places the organism in Eukaryota, Metazoa, Platyhelminthes, Monogenea, Polystomatidea, Polystomatidae. The record is from the annotation of a GenBank genome assembly.